AUGGCAGUGUGGUUCGAUGUAGAGAAGUUCUCUGGGAAGAACGAUUUCGGCCUUUGGCGUAUAAAAAUGAAGGCGAUGCUAAUCCAGCAAGGUUUAGCAGGCGCACUUAAUGCAGAUUCGGAGAAGAAGGAUCCUGACGCAAAGAUCGAUCAACAGAUGAGGAAAAUGAUGGAGAAGGCUCAUAGCACAAUUAUACUUUAUUUGACUGACAAAGUCUUUAGAGAAGUCUCAAGGGAAUCUAAUGUUGUUGGUGUAUGGGCCAAACUAGAAAGCUUCAAAAAUGGGAAGCCACCAAGAGGGAAGAUGAAAGCUAUGGAAGAGAAGUUCCACGUCUGCCGGCGGACUGUUUCGCACAUUUGGGCUGAGGCAAAACAACAACAAAGUCAAGGGCAUGCCAUAAACUCAUCAAGUAAGAAGAUAGCAAGACCAAGGAGAAAAAGAGUUGAAAUAGACCUAGAGCUAAUUGCAAGUUUAGAUUUAACAAAGAGGUCUACCAUAAGGAGAAUAGCUAGUGGCAUAAAUUGCAACAAGAGCACCGUAGGUCGCUGGAUAGAUCAAGGUCUGAUCAAAGCUCACACGAGUGCACUAAAACCUGACCUUACAACCCAAAAUAAGCUGUUAAGGUUGAGGUUUUGCUUAGAUGCAAUAGAGAUUGGCAGGCUGUCACAUAACUUGAGGUUCAAGAGCAUGCAAAACAUUAGGUUGAACCACAUAGAACUUGCAAGAACAAGAACUUCAUACAAAAAGGUGAUGUUUAUAUGUACAGUGUGCCGGCCACUGUUUGCUGAAGAUGGGAGCAUUUUAUUUGAUGGGAAGAUAGGCAUCUUCCCAUUUACAGAGAUGGUGGCAGCAAAAAGAUCAAGUAAGAACAGGGUGGCUGGCACUCUAGAGCAAAAGCCCAUAGAAAGUGUCAGCAAACCAGUUAUGAGAGACUAUUUCAUCAACAAGAUUGUGCCUGCCAUCAUAGCCAAGUGGCCAUCUUUUGCAAGCAAAGAUGUGUUUGUUCAACAAGAUAAUGCAAGACCACAUAUUUGCAAUGAUGACUUGGAGUUUAGAGAGGCUGCCACACGUGAUGGUUUCAAUAUCAACAUUGUGAAUCAAUCUCCAAACUCACCCGACACCAAUAUCAAUGACCUUGGGUUUUUUAGGGCCAUUCAAAGCCUACAAACUGAAAUUGCAUGUAGUGAUGUUGAUGAUUUAGUAAAUGCAGUGCAUAAAGCUUAUGAAGACCUAGAUCUAAUGUCUUUAAAUUGUCUUUUCUUAAGCUUACAAGGUUGCAUGUUGGAGAUCAUGAAUGUGAAAGGCAAUAACUGUUACAAGCUGCCACAUAUGAAGAAAGGUUCAUUGAUGAGACAAGAUUUACUUCCAAUAAGUUCGGAAGUCCCCCAUGAACUUGUCACAGAAUGCGUGAGACAUUUGAAAGAGAAAGGUGCAGAGGAAGGACUAGCAGAGCUAAUGGACAGAUUAGGCAUUAAUGAAGCAAAUAUGGAUGGCAUUGAAGAACUUUUCAAUGCCAUGAUGUUGCUUGAUUAA
Molecule: messenger RNA, 1533 nt
Organism: Salvia miltiorrhiza (redroot sage)
Lineage: Eukaryota; Viridiplantae; Streptophyta; Magnoliopsida; Lamiales; Lamiaceae
Exons: 4
Coding region: 1-1533 (510 amino acids)
Molecular function (GO): nucleic acid binding
Source: RefSeq, a predicted model, not a curated record